This is a messenger RNA of Syngnathoides biaculeatus (alligator pipefish), 3447 nucleotides long. It is a transcript of the gene derl2, whose product is annotated as derlin 2. Gene Ontology annotation, cellular component: Hrd1p ubiquitin ligase ERAD-L complex; endoplasmic reticulum membrane. Gene Ontology annotation, molecular function: misfolded protein binding; ubiquitin-specific protease binding. Gene Ontology annotation, biological process: endoplasmic reticulum unfolded protein response. Lineage: Eukaryota; Metazoa; Chordata; Actinopteri; Syngnathiformes; Syngnathidae. The record is from RefSeq and is a predicted model, not a curated record. The transcript is spliced from 11 exons. The coding region runs from base 1806 to 3020 and encodes 404 amino acids.
CUUUCUAUUGACUAGUGAGUAUCCAUUUCUGACAACAGCUCCCACAUCCCGAACCCAGCCACACACAUCCACAUCCAUGUUCUUGUAAGCUUUCAGGUCAUCCAUGGUAUAGUAUGUCACAUCUGUUUUCCAUUCCUUUUUGGGUAACUCGUAGGGGUCCACUCCAUCAACCAGAGCAAGUUUCUCCUUGUAAGGAUUCCUUUUGACAGCUGGCAUGGUGUCAACAUGUUUACUGUCAGGUUUAAACAGCCUAGGAUAUUUAAAGUAAAAUUAUCAAGGAAGGAUGACAAGAGGAACUUCUGGCUCGAGAGGAGAACAUGGGAUGUGUCUCUUUCACAAUCUCCAACCUGUCACAUCACAUCUCCACGUCUCCACUUUUUUAUUCCUUAGAGUGGUCCGCAUCACACAAAGCAAAUUGUGACAAACAAAGCAACCGUGACAAAAACAAUCCAUGUGAGUCUUUGCGAUGUCUUCACCAUCCUUUGGCUAUCGUCAGUCUUUCUUGUCUUCUGCAUCACUGUCUGGUGUUUCCACGGCACCCAAUGUAAAUUGAUUGCAUCAUAUUGUUAAAGUACAUCAUAGCAAAAUUUCCAUGGCACCUAAUGUGCCUCUCGAUUGCAUUGCAUCACAUAAGCAAUAAAAACCCAAGAAAGCAAAUAUGAGAACUUUAUAUACUACUUUAUACUUUACUUUAUAUACAACUUUAUAUAUAUAUGGUGGAAAAUUAAUGCGCAUGCUCGGCAGUGACGUCGAUCGCACGUAUCUUUCUUUGUAUCUUUCCUUUGCACUUAGCCUUUUUUUUUGGCUUUCCAAGUCAAAUUGUGAAGACUAUUUUACUUUUAUUAUACUUUCAUUAUUUGCUUAAAUAUGACCUUAUACAUUUAAUCAACAGAUAAAGUUUUGUCCAUUUGCUAAUCACACAAGGAUGUGUUGUGGAGCGCCGUGGGUGUAGUCGUACGCAGAAAACCGGCUGGUGGCAUCCUCCUCUCCCAGGCGUUGCCGUGGAGACAAACGACACCAGAUUAAGGAGCGGAAAGUUCCCAUCCCGGCCCAGGACCAGAAAGGGGGGAAGCCACUUUUUCCAUGGACCCAUACAUAUAAAAACCUUGUGUUACUGGGCAGCUCGUCUUCUUCUUUGACUAUCCUGCCAGAAACACACGUCUCGUAUGCAGCAGAUACACAGAUAAGACCCAGACGUCUGUAUUGCACAUUCCUUUGUAAUAAAUCCAUUUUCUGUUAACUUUUUCUAAUCAUUGAUCAUAUCUUCCUCGAUUCGUGAACACGUGUAGGGUCCAAACUCGCAAAUCCCUAAACUGAAAAAAUGGAAAGCUUAUACGACCUGUUUUAAUUCUACAUGCCAAAUUUUGAGAAAAACCCUGCCAUAAUCCCACCUGUAAACCAUGUCCUUCACAAAUUUUGGGAGUACCAAGGUGGCGGCGAACUGGCUUCAACCAAUCGGCAUGCCGCUCGACGCCUAUGCGCUAUCCAGUUUUUUUCUUUAAUCAAUGAUCCAUACACAAAGCAACGUUUUGCCCUGACCGGAAGUUGAAGCCGAAUUACAAUGUGAAAGGAACCUGAGCGCAGUUUAGUUUUUAAUCUGUCAUUGACGACGACGCCGAAAAGAAGCAGAAGAAGAAGAAGAAGAAGCAGAAGAAGCAGAAGAAGAAGAAGAAGAAGAAGAAGAAGAAAAAGAAAAAAAAUAGAGUAGAAAAAAACAAGACCAACCGAAGCCCUAAAUUUUCGCAGGCAUAUACACUGUAGAAUUGCCUGAUAGGAAAGUGUCAGAUGUUUUGAAUCUAUUAAAAAUGGCUUACCAGACAUUUCAACAGGAGUAUUUACAAAUUCCCCUUGUAACGAGAGCAUACACUACUGCAUGUGUCCUUACAACUGCAGCUGUGCAACUCGAGAUCAUCACACCUUUUCAACUGUAUUUCAAUCCAGAUUUGAUCCUAAGAAAUUACCAGGUAUGGCGACUAAUAACAAACUUCCUAUUUUUUGGUCCAGUUGGCUUCAAUUUUCUGUUUAAUAUGAUAUUUUUAUACAGAUACUGUCGUAUGCUAGAGGAGGGCUCUUUCAGGGGUCGAACAGGGUCGCGGGAGUGCUGGAGCCUAUCCCAGCUGUCAACGGACAAGAGGCAGGGUAAAACCGGAACUGGUUGGCAGCCAAUCGCAGGGACAUGGAGACAGACAACAGACACACUCACAAUCACACUUUGGGGCAAUUUGGACUCUUCAAUUGUAGGAGGAAACCAGAAUGCCCGGAGAAAACCCACGCCAGCAAGGGGAGAACAUGCAAACUCCACACAGGCGGCGCCGGGAUUGAACCCUGGACUUCAGAAUUAUCAGGCUAACACUUUACAGGUAUCUUCUCGCCCGCUAGUCAUCUGUUCAAAAACUUGGUCAAAAUGCCAGCUCGUCCAACCUGCUUGGACCUGUUUAUUCACUUCCUUACUCCAGCGAGUUAACUGUUCCGGGGGCGGAGGUUGUUCACCCGGGCCACACCAAUCCGAACCUGUUUGCCAUGUGCGAACUCACCAGGAGGGUAAAACCUCAGACAACUUAGCUCCUAAGAUCAUCGGGACACACAAACCCCUCCACCACGAUAAGAUGACGGCUCGAGGAGAGGUAUUUGGAACUUUUGUGAGUUUGGUCUUCCUGGGCCAAGCUUUCACAAUCAUGUUGGUGUAUGUGUGGAGUCGAAGAAAUCCAAAUGUCCGCAUGAAUUUCUUCGGCCUUUUAAAUUUCCAGGCACCCUUCCUGCCUUGGGUGCUUAUGGGAUUUUCACUUCUUUUGGGCAAUUCCAUCAUUAUAGAUCUUUUAGGUAUUGCUGUUGGUCAUGUAUACUUCUUCUUGGAAGAUGUCUUCCCUAAUCAGCCGGGUGGUGGAAGAUGGCUGAAGACUCCAUCAAUUAUAAAGAUGCUGUUUGACACUCCUGAUGAUGAAGCCAAUUACAAUCCAUUGCCUGAGGAUCGUCCAGGAGGGUUUGCUUGGGGUGAGGCACCACCACACCUUGGAGGUUAAUCUUCUGGUUUUGUCAACUAUCUUCCAAAAAUGUUCCACAAUUGUGAUAAGGUUUAUUGAUACGAUUGUUUUUACUCGUUGGUGGAGUUUGAAAAAAAAAUGCUGAACUCAUCUGCAGAGGUCUGUUAUUGUUUGUUUUUUCAAAGUGGAUUCAAAUGAUCAUGUAUGUAAUCAUGUUUUCUUCUCUUAUUUGUGAAGAAUUAAAGUUGUGGUUUCAAUUAUUUUGAUUAUAAAGGUGUAAGGGUGGACUCAAAAAUCUGUACUGUUUUCUAAAUCUGUUUAACAGUAAAUUUACACCUGGUUGACUGGUUUCUUUUGUUGGAUUCUGUUAUUUUACUGUUUUUCAUUUGCACGAAACUGUGUAAUUUGUACAGCCAUGUUGAUGUAUGUGUUGCAAAAUAUGAUUAUAACAGCUCUAAUCUUUGUG